This is a messenger RNA of Meyerozyma guilliermondii ATCC 6260, 963 nucleotides long. RefSeq lists its product as uncharacterized. The transcript has a single exon. The coding region runs from base 1 to 963 and encodes 320 amino acids. NCBI's taxonomy places the organism in Eukaryota, Fungi, Ascomycota, Pichiomycetes, Serinales, Debaryomycetaceae. The record is from RefSeq and is a predicted model, not a curated record.
AUGCCAAUUCCCUACAUCAAGUCCAAGGAUGAUUUGGACUUGUACAUAUCCCAGAAUGAUUAUGUGAUGAUCAAUUUCACCGCGUCAUGGUGUGGUCCGUGCAAAGCAGUGGCACCUAUUUUGGAACAAUUAUACAGCGAUCCAGAACAACGGUAUAAUAUGAUAGAGGUGGUUAAGGUUGAUUUGGAUUCUCAGCAGGAGGUGUGUCGUCGGUAUGAAGUCACCAGCGUGCCUACGUUUGUUUUUAUUGAAAAGGGUAAGGAAACGAGUCGAACAGUGGGAGGAAAUAUUCCUGAAAUCAAACAGAAACUCGAUGCCUUGCGGGAGAAAGCUCCUGAGGGAUUAAAGAGGAAGGAGAGAGGAACUCCCGUAAAGAUUGCAGACGAAUUGAAGAAAUAUAUCAGCGGCAAUUACGAGAUUCUAAAUUCUACGGUUCAUACUGGAGGCUUUGAAGCACUCAAUGCCAUCAGCUUAUACGCCAACGGAGACUUGAGAGUUACCAUCAAGCAGAGUACCAAGAAAAUGGGAAUUAUAUCCGAUGCCGAUGCUCAAUUGUUACUCCAUGUGCCCUUGAUGAACAUUUCAAAAGUAUAUUCGAUAUUGUUGAAACUCAAAAAGCCCGAAUACAAGCAGGAAUACGUUCUUGAUGAAGAAGAUUACUCCCAGGAGACCCAGUUCCCCUCGGUGGUGAAAGUAUGGGCAAAUCACACCAGUCUCAUAUCCUUUGACGACGCCGCAAGCGACAAUAAUCCAGGACACAUUGAGAAAAUCGGCGAACCGGACGAAAAUGGCUGGUACGAGUGUCGCUUGAAGUUUGUCCGGUUUCAAAAGACCCAGUCUCUUACGAUCUUUGUCGAUGGAGAUGACGAAGACUUGCAUACAUUGAUAGAUGAAAUUGUCAUUGUGGGAUUGUCGGGAGAAGCUAAGGAGCAGCCAACGCUUCUGGCUCUAGAAGAGGAUUAG